GUGCUUCGUUAGGAGGCAAGCAGUGACGACUUUGCCGACUCAAGUUGGAGACGGGCCAGCAGCGAGGCGGGAGCUUGGCGAGCGGCCUGGACACAUUACAGUUCAGCGGCUCGGAGCUCUCCGCACCCGGCCACCAGGACAGCACUCGGCGGGCACUCACGCACAGCCUGGGUGGCUGCCCUCUCGGCCUAGCCCCCGCCGCCAUGACGCGCCGCUAGCGGCCGCACCACGCCUAGGCGGAGCCGAGGCCGGAGCGUGCCGCCGCCGCGUGGCGCCUGAGCGGCGCCGCAACCUCGGUGCCAGCGACCGCGGCGGCACCCCCUCCCGCGCCCCAAUACAGCAGCAGUAGCGGACUGCUACAGCCACCAUGCAGGGAUACGGUUACGGGCAGCCGCCGCAGUACGGGCAGCAGCCGCAGUACGGUCAGCAGCCGCAGCAGCCGCAGAACCCCAUGCAGCCGGGCUACAUCCAGCAGCAACCGCAGCAGCCCAUGCAGCAGCCCAUGCAGAUGCAGAUGCAGCCGGGCGGCUAUCCGGGCAUGCAGCAGCAACAGCCCAUGCAGCCCUCCAUGCAGCCCUCCAUGCAGCCCUCCAUGCAGCCGGGUGCAUACGGUGCACCCAUGCAGAUGCAGCCGGGGGCCUACCCAGGGAUGCAGCAGCCGCAGCAACAGCAGCAACAGCCCAUGCACCACGCGCCUCAGAUGGUGCCGGGGCCGCCGCAGCAGCAGCAGCAGCAGCAACAGCAAAUGUCGUACCCGGGGGCGCCGUCACAGCCGCAGCAAUACGGGCAACCUGGGGCCGGCUAUGCGGGCGUGAAGCAGGAAGCGAGUCCCAUGGCGCCCACUGGCUUUCCGGGAAUGAAACAGGAGCCCAACUCGAUGAUGGCACCGGGCCCGUCGAUGGGCAUGGCGCCUGGGCCUAUGGGGCAACAGCAGCAGCAGCAGCAGGCCUUCAACAUGCAGCAAAUGCAGGCGCAGGCGCAAAUGCAGGCGCAAGCACAAGUGCAGGCGCAUAUGCAGGCGCAAGCGCAGGCACAAGCACAGGCGCAAGUGCAGGCACAAAUGCAGGCGCAAGCGCAGGCGCAGAUGCAAAUGCAGGCGCAAGCACAGGCGCAGGCGCAGAUGCAAAUGCAGGCGCAAGCGCAAGCGCAAGCGCAGGCACAAGCGCAGGCGCAGGCCCAAGCGCGGAUGAUGCAGCAACAGCAGCAACAACAACAGCAGCAGCACGCGGCGGCGGCGGCUGCAGCCGCGGCACAGCGGUCGACUGUCAUGCACCACCCGCAACCCAUGCACGCUGCCAACGCGGCCGCCGCGCACGCCGCCGGCGCCUCCCACCCAUCCACCACGCCGCACGCGCACCCGGGCACACCGGCGGCGCGGCCGCCCUCCACCACGCCCACGCCCGCGCCGGUCUCCAUGGGCUUCACUGAAAACCAGUUGGCGGUCCUGAAAGCCCAAAUCAUGGCUUUCAAGGCCCUGAAGAAGGGCCCCGUCGCCGCCGACCCCACCUGGCCCACCACGCUCGCCAACUGCUACCCCCCGCCGCUGGCAAUGGCCGCCGCCAAAAACCUUAUGGCGGCACACAACAAGCUUGUCGCCAACGCCGCCAGCGCCGCCAUCAAAGCCGCCACGCCCACGCCCACGCCCAUGCCAACGGUGGCGGCGCUCACGCAGCAGGCCACGGCGGCGGCCGCCGCCGCGGCGGCGGUGCAGGCGGCGGCGGGCCGCGCCGCGGCGGCGGCACCGGCGGCGCCCGCCGCCGCCGCCGUCAUCUUGCCGCCGCUGGAGGCUCCCAAGGACGCCAAGGAGGUUCACCGCUACGAGGGGCCGCUGGUGACGACGCAGCACCCGCCGGAGGUGGAGGUGUCGCCGGCGGUGGUGCAGGCGGCGGCGACGGCGGCGGCGCAGAGCGCGCUGGCGGCGGCGCUGGCGGCGGGGCAGACGACGGAGCAGGCCAUGGCGGCUGUGCAGGCCGCCGCCAACGCCGCCGCCAUACAGGCCUCGCAGGCGGCGGCGAACAGCGUGGACAACACCGGAACGCAGGUCCAGUGGGACGUGACCAAGCUCAUGGCGAACGAGUACCACCGCCUGCUCAUCCGCAAGCGCAAGCGCCGGAUGCAGCAAAUCAUGGAGAUGCUCCGAGCCAAGGACCGACUCGUGCCCGGGUUCGACGUGGGCCCCGCGCCGCCGCCCGCCAAGACAGGAGCGGCGGGAGGAGGAGGCGGAGCUGCAGCGGCAGGGGCAGCGGGCGGGAGCGGCGCGGCGGCGGAGGGCGGCACGGAGGCCGCGGGGUCUGGGGGAGGUGGUGAGGUGGUGGAGGCGCCGCAGCGGGCGGCUCGUGGCGCACUGAUGGCGGAGCUGCGCGGCCUCAGGCUGCUGGACCUGCAGGUGAAGCUGCGCGGCACCAUUGAGCGGGACGUGGACGAGCUGAAGAACCUGCAGGAGCAGCCCUACAAGAAGUUCGUCAAGGACGCCAGCCUGACCAAGUCGCAGCUGUCGUACGCGCUGGUGCAGCGGCGGCAGGCGGAGGCGGCGCACCGCGCGGGCGAGUGCCGCCUGCAGUGGCGCAACGUCAUCCUGGAGAGCACCAGCCAGAUGAACGCGCUGAGGAGCGUGAGGAACAAGGGCGUGCUCAAGGUGCACGAGCGCUGGCGCCGGUCGCACAAUCGCAACAUGGACGACGAGCACGAGCGGCGUAUGGAGGCGCUCAAGGCCAACGACCUGGAGGCAUACCAGGCGCUGCUGCAGCAGGCCACCGCGGGCGACACUGUGCAGGACGGCAACUUCAAGGAGAUCAGCCGCUUCCUGGCGGAGACCGAGGAGUACCUCAACAAGCUAGCGCACAAGGUGGCCAUGGCCAAGGUGAACCAGCAGACGGAGCUGGUGGUGCGCGAGGCCAUGGAGGAGGCGCGGCGGGCGGGGCACUCGGAGGAGGAGAUCCGCGCCAUCGGCGAGCGUGCCGCCGCCGAGUUCAAGGCGGAGAGCGACCUGUUGCGCCGCAGCCGCAUGCUGUCGGGCGACGCACAGAGCCGCCUGCAGGAGCUGGCCCACACGGUGGAGGAGGAGGUGUGCAUGCCCAAGCUGCUGCAGCCGCCGCCGGGGGCCACCCUGCGCGAGUACCAGAUGAUCGGGCUGCGCUGGAUGGUGUCGCUGUACAACAACAACCUCAACGGCAUCCUGGCGGACGAGAUGGGGCUGGGCAAGACCGUGCAGGUGAUGGCUCUCAUCGCCUACCUGAUCGAGCGCAAGAACUGCUUCGGGCCGCACCUCAUCAUCGUGCCCAACGCCGUCAUGGUCAACUGGAAGUCGGAGCUCACCAAGUGGCUGCCGGGCGUGCGCUGCGUCUACUACGUGGGCAGCAGGGACGAGCGAGCGCGCAAGUGAGGAGGGGGGUGGGGGGUGGGGGUUUGCAAGGAUAUUUGGAAUGCAGGAUGCACCGGGGGGGGGGGAGGGGAGGGAAGGGAGGGAGGAAGAGGGGGGGAAAGAGGGGCAGGGAGUGGGAAUGCUCGGUGUGAAGUGCGGUAGAUGGUGA
Chlamydomonas reinhardtii is the source of this 3530-nucleotide messenger RNA. RefSeq lists its product as uncharacterized. Gene Ontology annotation, molecular function: ATP-dependent chromatin remodeler activity; ATP binding; DNA binding. Gene Ontology annotation, cellular component: nucleus. Lineage: Eukaryota; Viridiplantae; Chlorophyta; Chlorophyceae; Chlamydomonadales; Chlamydomonadaceae. Gene Ontology annotation, biological process: positive regulation of transcription by RNA polymerase II. The record is from RefSeq and is a predicted model, not a curated record. The coding region runs from base 368 to 3382 and encodes 1004 amino acids. The transcript is spliced from 13 exons.